AGUUGCAGAAAGCCAAGGGUUGCGCUCUUACUUUGGCGGCAUAUAUAAAUAGGGAUAUUCUGGCAUUCUCCAAAUCUUCAUUCCUUGACAGUGUUCUACCCCAUCAACCUUCCAAAACAACACAGUUCCUGGCAACAGGUGUUAUUAUCAGAAGGAUAAUAUGCAGUUUCCAGUGAAAAUGAGGUACUUCUUUUCAAUCUCUUGUAUUUUCCUCAUUUUAGCGGCAUUAGCGAAUACGGCCCCAGCAUAUGGAGAUAUAGACAAUAACAUCCGGGAUCUCCUGGACGCACUUUACCAACGUGAUAUGCUCUACGACAGGUUCAACGGCGUGCAUCAGGUGGUAAGAAAAGCAGGCAGAUCCCCGUCGCUGAGGUUGCGCUUCGGGCGCCGAUCCGACCCUGAACUUUCGCCCGGAGAGGCUUUCCUAAUGGCUCAACAAGCUGAAGAAAACUAAUAGAGCUAAAUGUCUGGAUGAAAUCGCAUUAUUUUUGUCAAAAAGUUUUCUGAAUUCGAUUUUUUCAUCAGUCAAUCAUGUAAAUGUUUCUUCUGUUUUGGAAUUAGUCAACAAUAAAGAAAAUUUGGUAUUUCUCAUCGA
Messenger RNA from Coccinella septempunctata (seven-spotted ladybird), 595 nucleotides. RefSeq names its product short neuropeptide F-like. The transcript has 4 exons. The coding region runs from base 161 to 454 and encodes 97 amino acids. The record is from RefSeq and is a predicted model, not a curated record. Lineage: Eukaryota; Metazoa; Arthropoda; Insecta; Coleoptera; Coccinellidae.